Bipolaris victoriae FI3 is the source of this 1647-nucleotide messenger RNA. RefSeq lists its product as hypothetical. Lineage: Eukaryota; Fungi; Ascomycota; Dothideomycetes; Pleosporales; Pleosporaceae. The record is from RefSeq and is a predicted model, not a curated record. The transcript has 5 exons. Gene Ontology annotation, molecular function: flavin adenine dinucleotide binding; oxidoreductase activity, acting on the CH-CH group of donors. Bases 1 to 1647 code for a protein of 548 amino acids.
AUGGCGAAGCGCUUCUCUACCGCCGAUGUCGCGUCGCACAAGACUGCGAACGACCUGUGGAUCAUUGUAGACGAGGAUGUCUACGAUCUUACCAAGUUCCAGGAUGACCACCCUGGCGGCAAAAAGAUCCUCCAGCGAGUAGCUGGCAAGGAUGCUUCAAAGCAGUUUUGGAAGUACCACAACGAGAGCAUUCUGAAGAAGUACCAGAAGCAGCUGCUAGUCGGAUCACUCGACACCAAGGCUGCUCCUCCAGCUCCUCCCGCGGCUGCUGCUCCAGAGAAGGAGAUUGUUAAGCCAGAGGCAAAUCCCGGAGUCGUUGCACCUCAGCCAACUCAAGCUGCGGAGGAGUCGGAGCCUUUCGACUCCUAUGGUGACCUCGUCCCAUAUGCGGACCCUUCGUGGUAUCAAACUUAUCACUCUCCCUACUACAACGAGACGCACGCCGCCUUACGCGCAGAAGUCCGCGACUGGGUUGAGGAGAAGCUCAUGCCAUACGUCACAGAGUGGGAUGAAGCAAAGAAGGUACCAGAUGAGAUUUUCCUCGAAAUGGGAGCACGAGGAUACCUCGCUGGUAUGCUGGGCGUCAAGUACCCUACACAAUACACCGACCUGAGGGUCAACAGCGUACCACCAGAGAAGUGGGAUCACUUCCAUGAGAUGAUCAUCACCGAUGAAAUAUCAAGGACGGGCAGUGGUGGUCUCGUCUGGGGCUUGAUCGGUGGAUACGGAAUCGGCGGACCGCCUCUGUUCAAGUUUGGCAAGAAAGAGCUUGUCCAGCGCAUUGGUCCCGAUCUACUUAGCGGAAAGAAGAGGAUCUGUUUGGCAAUCACCGAGCCAGAUGCCGGCAGUGAUGUCGCGAACCUGACCUGUGAAGCUAAGCUCUCCGAGGAUGGCAAACAUUACAUUGUCAACGGUGAGAAGAAAUGGAUCACAAACGGUAUUUGGUCCGACUACUUCACCACCGCUGUUCGUACUGGCGGCGAGGGCAUGAACGGUAUUUCAGUCCUUUUGAUUGAGCGCAGCGCAGGUGGUGUUUCUACGCGUAAGAUGGACUGCCAGGGUGUGUGGAGCAGUGGUACCACCUACAUUACCUUUGAAGAUGUCAAGGUCCCUGUCGAGAACCUCAUCGGAAAGGAAAACCAGGGUUUCAAGGUCGUCAUGACCAACUUCAACCACGAGCGUAUCGGCAUCAUCAUUCAAUGUCUCCGCUUCUCUCGUGUAUGCUACGAAGAGAGCAUGAAGUACGCACACAAGCGCAAGACCUUCGGCAAGCGUCUCAUUGACCACCCCGUCAUCCGUCUCAAGCUCGCGCACAUGGCUCGUCAGAUUGAGGCCAGUUACAACUGGAUGGAGAACCUCAUCUACCAGUGCGAGAAGAUGGACGACAUGGAGGCUAUGCUCAAGCUUGGAGGUGCUAUUGCCAGUUUGAAGGCCCAGAGCACAACAACAUUUGAGUUCUGUGCCAGGGAAGCAAGUCAAAUCUUUGGUGGCUUGAGUUAUAGCAGAGGCGGACAGGGCGCCAAGGUCGAAAGGCUAUACAGGGAUGUCAGGGCAUAUGCUAUUCCAGGUGGUAGUGAGGAGAUUAUGCUUGACUUGAGCAUCAGGCAAGCUUUGAGGGUACACAAGGUCCUGGGCAUGAAGCUGUAA